GUGUCUGAAAAAUUCCGGAAGGAGAAGAAAAUAAUUCAGGGGUGAAAUGUUAGUGGACUUGACCAAUACACUUCCGGUAGGGAAGGUCGUACAUCCGGUUGAAUGUCAAUAGGUAGUAGGCCUGCUAAGAAGGACAAAUUGUUCCUCGUCUCGUGCAGCAGUGGCUUGACUUCCUGUUGGAUAAUCUAUUUUAAUUGUGAUAACUAACAAUGAAACGAUUUCGACUGCUUGCUACUGUAUCCGCACUUUCAACCGGAGCAGGUAUUUUUGCAGGCGUAAAUUAUGAAGCACACAGGAGAGGUCAAAAGGAACAAGGUGAAACUGAAAGUAGAAACUAUAAAUAUUAUAUACCGUUACCAACCGUAUCUGCAGCAGCCCCAACUAAUGUUGAUCUCCCUUCAUUGUCUAGUACAGUUUUUCCAGCUCCGCCACCACCACCUUCUAAUCGGGUAUCUGAGAUAAUGAAGUACGGGUUUCCUAGUUUGGACCAAAUUAGGUCUUAUGACAACUUUGUACUGAGCUAUGACCGGAGAAAUAGAACUGCUCACUGGGUGUUCGAACAUAUCAAACCUGAGCAUAUUGGAAAAAAUGACACUGAUAGAGAGCAAUCCUCAUUUCAUGAAGAUUAUUCCAUCCACCCUUACUUCAGAUCUACCAAUUAUGAUUAUAAAUCCAGUGGAUAUGAUCGUGGUCAUUUAGCUGCAGCGGCAAAUCACAGACACUCUCAAAAUGCCAUGGACCAAACAUUCACUCUGAGCAAUAUCUCACCACAGGUAGGUAGAGGAUUUAACAGAGAUGCAUGGAAUAACCUGGAGAAGUUUGUUCGUAGUGUUGCCAGAAUGAACAGGAAUGUGUAUGUUUGUACUGGUCCUCUCUAUCUACCUAGACGAGAAGCGGAUGGGAAAUUGUAUGUAAAAUACCCUGUGAUUGGUCCAAACAAUGUGGCAGUGCCUACACAUUUCUUCAAGGUCAUCGCCGUUGAAAACUUCCAAGGCGAGUUUGAAUUGAUGUCAUUUGUGAUGCCUAAUGAAGUGAUUCCUGAUAACAUCCCCAUUAAAAACUUCAUGGUUCCCAUGGAGACCAUUGAAAGAGCUGGGGGCAUCCUGUUGUUUGAUAAAAUUUCGAAGAAAAGAUUUACUAUCAUCAAUGGAAAAAGAGUCUGACAAUGAUAAACUAGUUUGUCCAAAUUGUCAUCAACGUUAAUUACAGGUCUAUCAUUGAUAAAAAAUAUCUGACAAAGAUGUCAGAAUAGUUAAUUGACAUUAACUGCAGAUUAAGGUUGUCUAGUUUGUUUAUGGACAUUUGAAUUAGGUGCAGAUUGAUACACAAUUAUUACAUAUCAAUAUUUGAACAUAUAAUUUGUCCUAUAUAUCCACAUAUAGGGACGGUAUGUAACACCAGAUUUUCAGUAAACGCUGAGGUAAAAUUUGACUCCCAAAACUGAUUUUUUUAUUCUUAGGUCAAGAGACAAGUUGACAUGUUUAGACCCAAAGGAGCUUGACAUGUUCUUAUGACCCAGAAUGAAAUUGAUCAACUUAACACAGUGUUAAAGGACCAAAAUAUUUUGGACAAGUUCAAAUUUCAAGGUUUUGGGGUCAAGAUCAAGGUCACUGUUACUAUUUUUUGUUUUUACCCAGUAUGAUUGUUGAAGUCCAUAUUCAGUCAACGUAACUUGUUACUUCUAGUGGGGCCACGGUGGCUGAGUGGUUAAGAUGUCCCGACACUUUAUCACUAGCCCUCCACCUCUGGGUUGCGAGUUCGAAACCUACGUGGGGCAGUUGCCAGGU
Pecten maximus is the source of this 1787-nucleotide messenger RNA. Its product is annotated as endonuclease G, mitochondrial-like. Gene Ontology annotation, cellular component: nucleus; mitochondrial inner membrane. The transcript has 3 exons. The record is from RefSeq and is a predicted model, not a curated record. Gene Ontology annotation, molecular function: single-stranded DNA endonuclease activity; metal ion binding; RNA endonuclease activity. Gene Ontology annotation, biological process: apoptotic DNA fragmentation. NCBI's taxonomy places the organism in Eukaryota, Metazoa, Mollusca, Bivalvia, Pectinida, Pectinidae. The coding region runs from base 210 to 1163 and encodes 317 amino acids.